Spinacia oleracea (spinach) is the source of this 1636-nucleotide messenger RNA. RefSeq names its product trihelix transcription factor GT-3b. Lineage: Eukaryota; Viridiplantae; Streptophyta; Magnoliopsida; Caryophyllales; Amaranthaceae. The record is from RefSeq and is a predicted model, not a curated record. Bases 417 to 1319 code for a protein of 300 amino acids. The transcript is spliced from 2 exons.
UAAAGAUGAACAAAACUAAAUCAAUUGCCUCUCUCUCCCUCCCCCAUUUCUUAGAUUCUCUGUCUUUCUCUUAUGAACAUGUCAUCGCCCUCCAAAUAUAUACAAAUCCUCUCUUAAUUAAUUUUAAUUCUUUCCAUUCACACUUCAAUAUUUUUUCCAUAUAAAUAUUUCUUAUUCUUUACUCUUCACUUUUCUAGCUUCAAUCUCUAUCUUCCCCCUCCUCUUUCUGCCAUCCCUUUCGUUUCGAUGUUUAGCGACUGAAUUUUCCAUAAACCCAAAACAAUGAUCAAACUUAUCUUACUUCCAUCCUUUUCCCCAAUCAUCAUCCAUCUUUUUAUUUUAAUCUAAUUUUCAUUUUUUGAUUUAAUUUAUAUAAACGGAGAAUUUCCUUUUAUGUUUUGGAUAUUUGUCUGAAAAUGGAAGGACAUAUGCAUCAUCAACAACAACAUCAGUAUCAUCAUCAACAACAGCAGCAACAACAACAACAACAACAACAUCAAGCGCCGCCGCAGCAGCAUCAAAUGAGUGGCGGCGCUACGGUGGGGGUAGACACAGGGGAUAGAUUCCCUCAGUGGAGUAUUCAAGAGACAAAAGAGUUUUUAAUUAUCCGGUCCGAUUUAGACCGGAAUUUUAUGGAGACGAAACGGAACAAGCUUCUGUGGGAAGUUAUCUCUACUAAGAUGAGAGAGAAAGGAUUCAAUCGUAGCGCUGAGCAGUGCAAGUGCAAGUGGAAAAAUCUCGUCACCCGUUACAAGGGGUGUGAGACAAUGGAACCGGAAGUGAUGAGACAACAAUUCCCAUUCUACAACGAGAUGCAAGCAAUAUUCUCAGCAAGGAUGCAGAGGAUGAUGUGGGCCGAGGAAGAAAGCGGGCCGGGUACAUCAUCAAAGAAGAACAAGCAAGGGUUAACCUCUGACGAGGAAGAAGACGAAGACACAGACGGAGAAAAAGUCGGUCACGUCAAGAAGAAAGCCAAGAAAGCAAAGACGACGACGACAACUAGUGUUGCUAAUGUUGGUACAAUAACAAACAGUAACAAUAGUAUAAAUGCAAUGAAGGAAAUGUUGGAGGAUUUCAUGAAACAACAGUUGCAGAUGGAGGUGCAAUGGAGGGAGGCGUACGAGGCGAGGGAGGAGGAGAGGAUGAGGGCGGAGAUGGAGUGGAGACAGAGAAUGGAGGCGUUAGAGAAUGAGAGAGUGUUAAUGGAAAGGAGAUGGAGAGAGAGAGAAGAGCAGAGGAAAAUGAGGGAAGAAGCUAGGGCUGAGAAAAGGGAUGCUCUUAUUACUACUCUUUUAAACAAGCUUAGAAGAGAAGAUUAAUUCAUUAGCUACCAACAAAUCCAACCAUGUUCUAUUAUUCGUCGAUCUUCUACAUUCUUCUUCUUCUUCUUCAUCAUCAUCAAAUGUUGUAGCUUUUUAGCUAGAUCAUGCACAACCUAAGGUUAGUUUAAUUUGUUAUUGUUUUUCUUUUCCUUUUUAAUGUUGUCUUUUUAUUUAAUUUAAUGAGGAAAUUAGUAAAGUUAAUGAACUAGAUUAGCUAGUUAAUUUUAAAUGUUUAUUUUUAAUAUUCAUCAUUUAUGUAUAAAUUGCACUUCAUUUUAGUCUCCCUAAUAAAUUUAGGUUUCUUUGGGCAUUAA